UCUGCAGAAAGGUUUGUGCAGAGCCUCGGUGUGAAGCCCUAGGACCUGAUAUCAGAGAGACAGGUGUUAAGCGCUUUACAAGGGCGAGUGUUUUCAGACGUGCUCUUUGAAGCAUGCUAGGAAAUGUGUCCCUCAACACGAUCUAGCACUGUUCUAGUACAGCAGGUGCUGUAAAUGCCAUCGAGGCCCCUAUCCCCAGCAGGGUCAGUGAUAAUUUACUUCUGCCUGCAGUGCCUGUGGCUGCCUUGUUUUAUGGCUGGGUGUGCAAUCCAGCACAUUAUCCUUAGCGAAAAAGGCAGCACAGAGAUGCAGCAGGGAGCGGCUGAGCGUGGGAGGGCUGGGCCUGCCCCAUUUGGCUGCAGCCUGGAUUAGAACAACAUAAACAACAUAAAACUUUUAUCUCACGUUUUUUUGGACUGCAGAAGGAUCAGCCUAGUGGUGCAGCCUUGCUCCUUCACAAUGUUUUCUUUCCAGUGUGAUUCAGAGGAACACCGGGUAUGUCUGCUUGCAGCCUCCUGCCGAUUGCCGCUGUCACCCGUGGAAGAAUUGAGGUUUUUGGCGGCGGGGUGGGGGGACAAAGGCUGCGAGUGAAGGAGCCUGGGAGGGCAGGGAGCUGCAAGCCAGGUGUGAGGAAGCUGCGUCGGGUUCUGCCUUCUGUGCUCUGAGUUACAAACCGGGCAGGAAUGCAGCCAGCGAGGGCGUGAGCUCAGUGGAUGGGAAGCAGGAAGAGCAGUCGGUCCCUUCCGUCUCCAUCUACCUCUCCGAGCUUGGCCUUGGCCUUCCCCCACCCCUCUGAUUAUUCAUUAGCUACAGUCCAGGAAGUGCUUUGCAAAUGGUGAAAAUUAAGCCCUCAGCUUGAGGCCUGAAGUUUGCCUGACCUGGAGCUACCUUCUUCUUAGUCCGCCUGGGAGCAGGCGGAGUUCGGGGCUUUGCCUGUGCGGAUCGGGCUCAGUAGGACCCCCUUGGUUGAGGGCUGUGGUACUUCCUCCACCAGCUCCUGUCAGUCCUCCAUCAGUGGGGAUCUGAGAGACAAGACCCUGAUGCCAUCCCGUGGGUGGUUUCACCGUGACCUGAGUGGGCUGGAAGCUGAAGCCUUACUGAAGGGACGAGGUGUCCAUGGGAGCUUCCUGGCCAGACCCAGUCGGAGGAAUCAGGGGGAUUUUUCUCUUUCAGUCCGGGUUGGUGAUCAGGUAACCCACAUCCGCAUCCAGAAUACUGGGGAUUUCUAUGACCUGUAUGGAGGGGAGAAGUUUGCCACCUUGUCAGAACUGGUGGAGUACUACACACAGCAACAGGGCUCGCUGCAGGACAAAGAUGGAACCAUCAUCGACUUGCGAUACCCGCUCAACUGUUCUGACCCCACAACAGAGAGGUGGUACCAUGGUCAUCUGUCAGGCCCUGCAGCUGAGUCACUGCUCCAGGCCAAAGCUACUCCUUGGACCUUCUUGGUGCGGGAGAGCCUCAGCAAACCCGGGGACUUUGUCUUGUCUGUCCUCACUGACCAGCCUAAACCUGGGUCUGAUGCUCCAGCUGGGGCAACUGGUGCCUCUGGGACCCGUCUCAAAGUCACACACAUCAAGAUCAUGUGUGAGAAUGGACGAUACACAGUUGGAGGUGCUGAAAUGUUUGACAGCUUGACAGAUCUGGUGGAGCACUUCAAGAAGAUUGGAAUUGAGGAGAUUUCUGGUUCCUUUGUGUACCUGAAGCAGCCCUACUAUGCUACAAGGGUGAAUGCUGCUGACAUUGAGAACAGAGUGCAAGAACUGAACAAGAAGACAGGUCUCUCUGAGGAGACAUCCAAGGCUGGAUUUUGGGAGGAAUUUGAUAGCCUGCAAAAACAGGAAGCUAAGCACCUGUUUGACCGUCAUGAGGGCCAGAGACCUGAAAAUAAGAGCAAGAACCGAUACAAGAACAUACUGCCUUUUGAUCACUCCAGAGUCAUCCUCCAGGGAAGGGACCCAAAUAUACCUGGAUCUGACUACAUCAAUGCCAACUAUGUCAAGAACACCCUGAUCAGCCCAGAUGAGUGCACCAAGACCUACAUCGCCAGCCAGGGCUGCCUGGAUGCCACAGUCAAUGACUUGUGGCAAAUGGUGUGGCAGGAGAACACGCGCAUUAUUGUGAUGACAACGCGGGAGGUAGAAAAAGGCCGGAACAAAUGUGUGCCUUACUGGCCAGAGCUGGGCAGCACGAAGGAGUACGGUCCCUACCUUGUGCAGAACACUGGGGAGCACGAUGCACUGGAGUACAAACUCCGGCACCUCUGCGUGUGCCCGAAGGAUAACGGCAAGGCUGUUCGUGAGAUCUGGCACUACCAGUACCUGAGCUGGCCUGACCAUGGUGUACCCAGUGAGCCGGGAGGAGUCCUCAGCUUCCUUGACCAGAUAAACCAGAAGCAAGAGAGCAUCCCCAACGCAGGGCCUAUUGUGGUACACUGCAGUGCUGGGAUUGGCCGCACUGGGACUAUCAUUGUCAUUGAUAUGAUAGUGGAAACAAUCUCCACCAAGGGGCUGGACUGCGACAUUGACAUCCAGAAGACCAUCCAGAUGGUGAGGGCCCAGCGAUCUGGGAUGGUGCAGACAGAGGCCCAGUACAAGUUCAUCUACAUGGCCAUCUGCCAGUUCAUAGAAGCAACCAAGAAAAAGCUGGAAGUUAUCCAGUCUCAGAAAGGCAAGCCAAAUGAGUGUGAGUAUGGCAACAUCGCCUACCCCCCUGCACUGAGGAAAGCACACCCCAAGGUUUCACGAAAACCCUCCAAGCAGAAAGAGGAGUCAACGGUGUAUGAGAACUUGGGGAAAAAGGAGGAGAAGGUGCGGAAACAACACUCCUCAGAGAAGAAGCUGAAAGGCUCACUAAAGAAAAAAUAAUCAUACACUGCAGGUAGCCCUAUAGGGCUUUGAACCUGGGCUGCAGGACUGGAGCUCACAUCCCAGCUGGCCUGUAUCACAUUCCUUGCUCUUGGACUGGAAUGAAGCCUUCCCCUUCUCUUCCAUGCCAGCUUUCAGUGCCGUGAACCAGAACGCUUUCCAGCUCAGCUGACCGACUCCGUGGUCCCUUGCCUGUGCAGGCAAAGUCUCUUGCUGCCCCCUCAUCAUCCAUUAGCAGGAAAAGGUCACGCCCCUCCUUUCCUUGCUCCCUGAGCACCGGGCCCCAAACUCACCUUUGGUGGGCCAGCUUCAGUGGAAUUCUCAGGGAAGAGCUAAGGAAGGUCAUCCCAGGAGCUACAUCUCUGCCCACUGCCGUGAGUUAAGAGUUUAGCUGGUUUGUGUUUCCUGAAGCCUCAGCCCGGGGGUUUUGGCCUGUUUCAGCUCAGCUCCUCUGCAAUUCAACAGACUUCCUCUUUCCUUAAUACCAACCUUCUGCCCCUCAUAUCCUUUUGCUAUCUCAUCCUUCACCUGGAUGCUGUAAAUAUAACACAAUUUGAUGUGAUGGCCAUAUUUUCUUCUUUGUUUGUAAAUAAACUUGUAUUUGUUUGACUA
Messenger RNA from Cyanistes caeruleus (blue tit), 3479 nucleotides. RefSeq names its product protein tyrosine phosphatase non-receptor type 6 (gene PTPN6). Gene Ontology annotation, cellular component: cytoplasm. NCBI's taxonomy places the organism in Eukaryota, Metazoa, Chordata, Aves, Passeriformes, Paridae. The record is from RefSeq and is a predicted model, not a curated record. Gene Ontology annotation, biological process: mitotic cell cycle; peptidyl-tyrosine dephosphorylation; intracellular signal transduction. Gene Ontology annotation, molecular function: non-membrane spanning protein tyrosine phosphatase activity; phosphotyrosine residue binding.